Messenger RNA from Saccostrea echinata, 1593 nucleotides. Its product is annotated as pyrroline-5-carboxylate reductase 1, mitochondrial-like. Gene Ontology annotation, biological process: L-proline biosynthetic process. Gene Ontology annotation, molecular function: pyrroline-5-carboxylate reductase activity. The coding region runs from base 80 to 970 and encodes 296 amino acids. The transcript is spliced from 6 exons. Lineage: Eukaryota; Metazoa; Mollusca; Bivalvia; Ostreida; Ostreidae. The record is from RefSeq and is a predicted model, not a curated record.
UUAACAUACCUCAAAAGAGUCUGCAUGGCUUGGCUGAAUGUCCAGUGUAUAAAGGGAAUGAAAUUACAAACUAACUAAAAUGUCGGUUGGAUUUAUUGGGGCUGGGCGAAUGGCCCAGGCUUUGGGUCGGGGUUUUAUAUCAAAAGGUAUUGUGAAGCCACAGAAGAUGAUAGCCAGUGACAUGUCAGAAUCAGUCCUGCAAGACAUGAAGAAACUGGGUAUAAUUACCACUACCUGUAACAUUGAAGUGGUAGAGAGAAGCGAUCUGGUAGUGCUGGCUGUCAAACCUCAUACAGUAUCCGAUGUACUUCAAGAAAUCUCGGACUUCUUCACAAACGAGAAGAUUUUUGUCUCAAUAGCAGCUGGGGUACCUCUUGAGGUCCUUGAGGCGAAUUUACCGAUGGACACACGUGUACUGCGUGCCAUGCCGAACACUGCUAGUUUGGUGCAUGCGGGAGCUACAGUUAUUGCCCCAGGAAAGUCAGUACGCAAUGGUGACGCCCCACUAGUACAAAAACUGUUUCAAACAGUGGGGGUGUGUUAUGUAGGGACAGAGGACAAACUGGACGCAGUUACUGGGCUCAGCGGAAGUGGACCAGCUUAUGCCUUUGCGACCAUCGAGUCUCUGGCAGAUGGAGGAGUUAAAAUGGGACUUCCCCGUGACAUGUCUACAAAACUUGCAGCACAGACCUUAUUUGGUGCUGCAAAGAUGGUUCUUGAAUCUGAAAAACACCCCGGUCAGCUGAAAGACGAAGUUUGCUCACCAGGGGGCACCACAAUUGCAGCCAUGCAUGAGUUGGAGCGCAGGGGGUUCCGAGGGACCAUCAUGAACGCUGUCGAAGCAUCGGCUCUUAAGGCUAAAGAAAUGGGCGAACUCGAACUCCAAAAACAUGAGGAAUCUCUCGAAACAGAAGAAGAGUUGGAGGAAAGAGAGGUGGAGAAAAUCAAAAAGCAAGCCUCCCCCCAAUAAGAUUGGAACUCAUCAUCUACCAGGCUAUGUUAUAGGAGAGAUGGCGCCAUAGUUACUGAAAAUUUCAGCAUUCCAAGCCAUCAAAAACGGUCUUAGCCCCUGUGAUUGUACAUACAUGACACAGACACAUUAACAUGCGUUAUUGAUGUUAGGUUUCGUUGUGCAAAGUACCAACUUAAUGCUCUGCAAAAGAAAUAAAAUUCAUUUACUAUGUAUUGAGACAGAGCAUGACCAGUAUUUGACUAUAUACAGAUAGUGUAUAGAUACAUGUACAAUUUACGUUCUUUUGUACAUGUAUGUAUGUUACCGGUGGUUUUUACUCUUCAGUCGAGUAGCAUUGCUAAACUACACGUUCUCAUAAUAUCUUCAAGCAGCGUUAUUUAGAAUUAAUUUAGAAUCAUCCUAAUAGCACUUCUAAGCAGGUUAAACGCUUUUAUUUCUUAUAAAAUUAUACCAAUGCAAUAGAAAUAAUCUGGUCAAAUACUUUUUUGUCUCUAAACUUACACAUUUUUACUGUUAUUACAAUAUUUACAUUUUAUGUUGUGUUAGUGUUCUACUAUUGAAUUAUUUUUAUGUUUAUUCUGUGUAAUAUUUAUGAAUUAAAAGUUUAUUUUUAAACUUCA